AGGAAUAAAAACUGCAUAAUUCCUCAUGUUUGUUAUUUAGAUGUUUAAUCUAUUUAUAUAACAUGUGUUUAGACGAUAAUAUUUGGAUAGGUUGUUAAAUCAUGAAACUAUUUUUUAAAGGACUUUUUUUGUUUAUCUUUUCCCUGUUAUUAAGUUUAAACAUGUAUAUUGAAUUGAAGAAAAAUUCAUACAGCAGGUGUCUCAUUUUUGACGACUCCGAUCAACUUGAGGCAGAUAAUAAUAUUACUAUAUUAAUGGGUUCAAAGCGUGAGGAUAAUGGAGAAACUGUUCGCCAGUCUGGUAUCAGUCUUCACGACCGUGUUCCAAACAUUAUCAUACAAUAUGGAGUAGGAGGAACUGCCACAACAUUACAGUUUCAGAUUUUAUGUGUGCUUAUGGCAAUGCUUCAUGAAUCUGAAAUUAACUCCGUAGGCUGUUUCUAUGGAAGAAAACAAUUUUAUAAGUAUACUGUUAUUAAGACACAUGAAAUUAAAUACAAUGAACUGAGACUUUUGCCAUAUGAUACUUGGAUUUUCAUGACUUCAAGUAGUAAUCUGUCUGCCGAAAAGCAACGGAAGUUUGAUUAUAAUAAGCGUAAAGUUCAAAUGAUGAAGAUGAAUUGUCCAUACAUUGCAGACAUAGAAACUGUUUCAAAACGUGGCCAUUUCAUUGUCCAUGAAUACCGCUCAAUGUUUAGAGUUGAUGAGGAACAGAUACAGCAGGCAGUGGAAUACUUACGCUAUUGGGACAUACUUCGUUUGUGUUGUGGGAAACAAAUGUCGGCAGAUUGGCGUAAUUAUUUAUCGCCGACCAAAAACUAUAAGCCACAUCACAGUCUGCAUAGUUCAACGUACCCUGCAUGUGAAAUAUACAAUAUAAGCAAAGUUGAACAGCUUCUGAUAAAAACGUAUGUAUUUCAGCGUUUUGCAGAUAUACCGUCCCUUCGUGACGUAAUAGGGAAGCCAUCAAAUGUUGACGGUAACAUCGAUGGUCAGUACUGUGAGCGAUGUAAUAGAAAUAUAUCGAAAAACCAUUUACGUUUUAAUGAUAAAUGUGUAUGAUACUUAGAUGUUUUUGUUUUGAUACGAGUUUCCGUGAAAUCUCGCCGCGCAGAAAGAUUCUAAAACUGGCAUGAUUGUAUAUUAAUAAAUGCAAACAAUGUGUCAAAUAACAAUAUACAUUGUAUGAGAUAUCAUUUUUAUAAGGUACCAAAAAUGGGAAUUAAAACAUUUUUUGUUUGGUUUUUGUUAAAUGGACAUUAUUUCACUUAAAACCCCCAAAUUUUACGCUCAUAUUUUUAUCAAUUUUGUAAAAUCUAAAAACAGAAAAUAAAUAGGCAUACAUUUAGGGCGAACAUUUAUGAACAAGUUGAAAAAAAAAAAAAUAUCAAAUGAUAUGAAAUACAAAUCAGACACAGUACGUAAUUUUACGAAGUUGUUACUUGUUCGUUAAUUUAUAAACUAGCUCAAAAUGUUAAACAUUGUACAUUAUUGCAAACAUUUGAAGACAAUCACAGGCUCAAAUUCGUAAAUUUACGAACAGAACUAUAUCUAAAACAAAUCCUUUUUACAUGAAAAGACUUUUUUCCUAACUUAAUAAAUUUACAAACUGGCCCAAACUGAUAAAUUUGUCUAUUAUUGCAAAAAUCUGAAAAAUAACUCAAGAGGAUGACAUCGUAAAUUUACUUUUAUAAUACAAUACAAAUUGCACUUAUAUAGCGCAAAAUAUGCCUAGAAUAAGCUGUUAAUGCGCUUUACAAAGUCUGAUCAUAUGUACAUCAAUCUAAGUGAUAAUUUAGGUGUAAUAAGUCUUUGAGAAUAAAUGUGUCUUAAGACAAUUUAUUAACAAAAUUGUAUACAUUCAAAAACAAACAAACAAAAAAGAACAACAAAACAAAACAACAGACAACAUGGCCAACAUUCCAAUACAGUGACCAGUAGUUUUGGCAAAAGUAGUCUCCCUUGAAUAU
Molecule: messenger RNA, 1969 nt
Organism: Mercenaria mercenaria
Lineage: Eukaryota; Metazoa; Mollusca; Bivalvia; Venerida; Veneridae
Exons: 2
Coding region: 102-1061 (319 amino acids)
Source: RefSeq, a predicted model, not a curated record